Xylona heveae TC161 is the source of this 933-nucleotide messenger RNA. RefSeq lists its product as hypothetical. Bases 1 to 933 code for a protein of 310 amino acids. The transcript is spliced from 3 exons. NCBI's taxonomy places the organism in Eukaryota, Fungi, Ascomycota, Xylonomycetes, Xylonales, Xylonaceae. The record is from RefSeq and is a predicted model, not a curated record. Gene Ontology annotation, biological process: maturation of SSU-rRNA from tricistronic rRNA transcript (SSU-rRNA, 5.8S rRNA, LSU-rRNA). Gene Ontology annotation, cellular component: nucleolus.
AUGUCGUCUUCGUCGCGCAGCGCCGUAGCACCGAAAACGCUGGGCAAGAGAAAGCGGCAAACCAAUGAAUCAAAAGCAAAAGUAAAUGGAAUUAAGAAAAGUGCAGGCCCUAAAAUACAGACAACUAGAGAGCCUUCGGCAGAGGAAGAAGAAUCCGACGCAUACGAAGUGUUUCGACGACAUUUUGAGUCACAAUUCAAGCCAAUAGAAGAGGACUUGCGCCCAAAGCAACCGAAGGUUGAGGAGAAACAAGCGGACAAUGACGAUGAAGAGGAUGAGGAAGACGAAGACUCCGACUGGAGCGGAAUCUCUGACGAUGAAGGAAAAAGAAAGGUAGAAGUCGUGGAGCACACGGGAAAGCCAUCAAAUUCCAACGAAUACGAUGAUCUGGCAGCUAAAGAAGAAAUGAAAGCAUUUAUGUCUUCCAAACCGCCAACUGCAGCGAGAAAGCCGAUACCAAAACCUCAAAAAUCAAAAGAGAACUCAGAAGACGAGAACGACGAGGCAGCCAACCUCAAGAACGACCUCGCGCUGCAGCGCUUGUUGCGCGAAUCCCACCUCUUGGAUUCAAAUUCGUCACUGGAUCCGACAGGGAAAAAUCGACACAAGGCACUCGAUUUACGUAUACAAGCUCUUGGAUCAAACUCUUCUAUCAUGACGCAAGAGAAAAUGCCCUUGUCUCAUCGAAAAGGAAUCAUGGCGAAAGCCAGCGAGCGAGAGGAGAAGCGCCGCCGAGAAGCGCGUGAAAACGGUAUCAUUCUCGAGAAGCCCAAGCUCACGAAGCGCAAAGAUGCAGAAUCUCGACGAGAAAGAGGCGUUGGAGGUCCUGGUGUAGGUAAAUUUCGCGGUGGCAUGUUGAAGUUGAGUAAGCGUGAUAUUGCCGACAUUGAGGGACCAAAGAGAAUGGCAAAGGGCAAGAAGGGCAGGAGGUAG